CGAUUGAGAAAAUUUAGAAAUAAAAGAAAUUGAUAAGAGGAUAAAGGGCGGGGUCUACGUUUUGCAAAGCCGCUUGAUCUUGAUCAUCAGAGACAGCUCAGACGUUGCUUUCCCAACUGUGCUGGUUGUUGGUCUUUCUCGUUCAUUAAUCAACCACCCCGAUCGCCUGCUUCGCUCUUCCAGGCUCCCCUUCCGAUUGAUGCAUUCAUUCCUCCAGCCGAGGGCAGACGGAGAUUGUUCUUUUUUUUUUUUGCCCUUUCCAGCCCUAUUUUACAGAACCAACCAAGGAAAAAAAAUCAGUCCAGGUGGGCAUCGUAAACAAGCAAGGAAUAAUAAGUGGGAGUGAGAAGAAGUGGGGCAGGUAGCGGACUCGCUGGCAUCACCUUCUUUAGGAAGUAAGAGAAAGAGAGGCUUCCGUUCCUCCCCGUCCGCUCUACUACGCACCAGAGUAGAGAGGGAGGGAAGGGAUGAGAUCUCGCCGCUUGAAUUGAGUCGAAUUGCUUGCUGACUUGUUCUUUUCCAAGAAUAGAUAGAAUAUCACCAACAGGCGCAUGGAGGCGAGCGCUGGUUUGGUGGCCGGCUCUCACAACCGGAACGAGCUCGUGGUCAUCCGCCGCGAUGGAGAAUUGGGGCCGAAGCCGCUGCAGCAGCUGAGCGGGCAAAUAUGCCAGAUCUGCGGUGAUGACGUCGGACUCACCGUCGAUGGAGAUCUCUUCGUCGCCUGCAACGAGUGCGCCUUCCCCAUUUGCAGGACUUGCUACGAGUACGAGCGCCGGGAGGGCAAUCAGGUUUGCCCCCAGUGCAAGACCAGGUUCAAGCGGCUCAAGGGGUGCCCUCGUGUGGCUGGUGACGAAGAAGAGGAUGAUGUCGAUGAUCUUGAGAACGAGUUCAACUUUGUUGGGGGAGAUCAGCAGGACCCAAAGUACAUGGCGGAGGUCAUGCUGCAGGGCCACGGGAGCUAUGGCCGCCGGGUUGAUAUCAAUACACCUCAUGUGGCUCAUGCUGUGCCUCAAGUUCCACUUCUCACCAAUGGCGAGAUGGUUGACGAUAUUCCUCCAGAUCAGCAUGCGCUUGUUCCUUCUUUCAUUGGUGGUGGAGGGAAAAGAAUUCAUCCGCUUCCCUUUCCAGAUCCCAAUAUUCCAGUUCAUCCUAGAUCAAUGGAUCCUUCUAAGGAUCUUGCCGCUUAUGGAUAUGGAAGUGUGGCCUGGAAGGAACGAAUGGAAAAUUGGAAGCAGAAACAAGAGAAAAUGCACAUGACCAGGAAUAAUGGUGGUGACAAGGGUUGGAAUAACGACGGUGAUGAACCUGAUUUACCAUUAAUGGAUGAAGCGAGACAACCGUUGUCCAGAAAGUUGCCCAUUUCUUCUAGCCAAAUAAACCCAUACAGAAUGAUCAUCAUAAUUCGUCUUGUAGUUGUUGGGUUCUUCUUCCAUUACCGAAUCACAAACCCUGCAUCUGAUGCAUAUCCAUUGUGGCUCAUAUCCGUCAUCUGCGAAAUUUGGUUUGCUCUUUCAUGGAUUCUUGAUCAGUUUCCCAAGUGGCUUCCAAUUGAAAGGGAAACUUAUCUCGACAGAUUGUCAUUGAGGUAUGAAAAAGAAGGGCAGCCUUCUCAGCUAUCUCUGAUAGACAUCUUUGUGAGUACAGUUGAUCCUAUGAAGGAACCCCCUUUAAUCACUGCAAACACUGUUCUCUCAAUCCUUGCUGUGGAUUACCCUGUUGAAAAAGUAUCUUGCUAUGUAUCUGAUGAUGGCGCUGCUAUGCUGACAUUUGAAGCAUUGUCAGAAACAUCCGAAUUUGCAAAGAAAUGGGUUCCUUUCUGUAAGAAAUUCAAUAUUGAGCCCCGUGCACCAGAGUGGUAUUUUCAGCAAAAGAUGGAUUAUUUAAAGGAUAAGGUCCACCCUUCGUUUAUUAAGGAACGAAGAGCAAUGAAAAGAGAAUAUGAGGAAUUCAAAGUACGAAUCAAUGCCUUGGUUGCAAAAGCACAAAAGGUACCAGAAGAAGGGUGGACAAUGCAGGAUGGAACACCAUGGCCUGGAAAUAAUGUCCGUGACCAUCCAGGCAUGAUUCAGGUCUUUUUGGGGCAAAGUGGUGGGCAUGAUGUGGAAGGGAAUGAAUUGCCACGGUUGGUUUAUGUCUCUAGAGAAAAGAGGCCAGGAUUCAAUCAUCACAAAAAAGCUGGUGCUAUGAAUGCUUUGGUUAGGGUCUCUGCUGUCCUAACAAAUGCACCUUACUUGUUGAAUGUGGAUUGUGACCACUACUUCAAUAAUAGCAAAGCUAUACGAGAGGCAAUGUGCUUCAUGAUGGAUCCACUUGUAGGAAAGAGAGUGUGCUAUGUGCAGUUCCCUCAGAGGUUUGAUGGUAUUGAUCGACAUGAUCGCUAUGCUAAUCGAAACAUAGUGUUUUUUGAUAUCAAUAUGAAAGGUCUGGAUGGGAUUCAAGGACCUAUUUAUGUAGGCACUGGAUGUGCUUUUAGAAGACAGGCACUCUAUGGAUAUGAUGCUCCAAAAUCAAAGAAGCCACCAACUAGGACGUGCAAUUGCUGGCCUAAGUGGUGCUGCUGUGGAUGCUGUUGUUCUGGUAGGAGGAAGAAGAAAAAUGAAAAAGCUAAGCAGGAAAAGAAGAAGAAUAGUUCCAGGAGAGGUGACUCUGGAGCACCAGUAUUUGCACUGGAGGGCAUUGAAGAGGGCAAGCAAGGAAAUGAGAGUGAAAAACCAAAUCUGAUGUCUGAACAGAAGUUAGAAAAGAAAUUUGGACAGUCACCUGUUUUUGUUGCAUCUACUCUCCUCGAGAAUGGUGGAAUACUAAAAGGUGCUACUCCGGCAUCCUUACUAAAGGAAGCUAUCCAUGUUAUUAGCUGUGGCUAUGAAGAUAAGACAGACUGGGGAAAAGAGAUUGGGUGGAUCUAUGGCUCAGUGACAGAAGAUAUAUUGACAGGUUUCAAAAUGCAUUGCCAUGGGUGGAGGUCCAUAUAUUGUGUACCAACAAGGCCUGCAUUCAAAGGUUCUGCACCCCUCAAUCUCUCAGAUCGUCUUCACCAGGUCCUUAGGUGGGCUCUUGGGUCUGUGGAAAUUUUCUUGAGCAAACACUGUCCUCUCUGGUAUGGAUAUGGAGGUGGACUUAAAUGGUUGGAAAGGAUGUCAUACAUUAAUGCUACGGUUUAUCCUUGGACAUCAAUUCCUCUUUUGGCCUACUGCACCUUGCCUGCUGUCUGCUUGCUCACGGGAAAGUUUAUCACCCCAGAGCUUAGCAAUGUCGCAAGUCUUUGGUUCCUGUCGCUUUUCAUCUGUAUCUUUGCAACAAGCAUCCUGGAAAUGAGAUGGAGUGGUGUUGGCAUUGAUGACUGGUGGAGAAAUGAGCAGUUUUGGGUUAUUGGAGGUGUUUCCUCACAUCUGUUUGCUGUGUUUCAGGGGCUUUUGAAGGUCCUUGCAGGUAUAGACACCAACUUCACUGUGACAACGAAGGCUGGUGAUGAUGAUGAGUUCUCCGAGUUAUACACAUUCAAAUGGACGACGUUGCUCAUUCCUCCUACGACUUUGCUUAUUGUGAACUUCAUUGGUGUGGUAGCGGGUGUCUCUAAUGCAAUAAACAAUGGAUAUGAAUCUUGGGGACCUUUGUUCGGGAAACUAUUUUUUUCCUUUUGGGUGAUCGUGCACCUGUAUCCUUUCCUCAAGGGUCUUGUUGGUCGGCAGAAUCGGACUCCUACCAUUGUCAUUGUGUGGUCCAUUCUCCUUGCUUCAAUUUUCUCUCUACUGUGGGUACGGAUUGAUCCAUUCCUGCCAAAAUCAGAUGGCCCUCUCUUGGAGGAGUGUGGAUUAGACUGCAACUAAGCACUGGAUCAUGAUUAAGCAUUGAAAAAUUCAUGGGUUGCAGCAGCUCACUCAUCGUCAUUGUUAUCACACAGGAAAGCAGACGGCCUUUGCAUCUGUGUACAUGGCGGUGUUCUGCUUUGAUGUAUAGAUUAAAAGAUGGCGUGCUAGAAUUUUAUUCCCUUGUAUGCUACUCUGGCUGUGGACUCCUAUUACAGAAUUGGGAGGCUGGUACAGCCUUGUGUUUCUUGUUUGUGCAAGAUAAGCAGUUGCAGGUUUUGUUCUUUAGUAAUUGGAUGAAAUGGUGGAGGAAGAGUUGUCUUUGUUCAUGUAUUAUUGGAGUUGAACUUCAUAUAUUGAUUCAUCACAAUAAGUCAGGCAUCCCCUGAUAUGUGGAAAUGAAGACUCGUUAAAAUAUUCUGUUAGUUGCUUGUAUUUUCCGUUCUUUUGGGGUAUGUUUAUUGUCGUUAUUUAUGGUGAUACGGCAUGAUAUAUAGAACAUUUGUACUGUGUAUUUUAUCUAAUAAUGUCAUCCCUGUACUUGUUCAGAACAAACUCUUUGUACUGAUAUAUAUUAACCCUAAUGGGGCAAGAUUUCAAGA
Molecule: messenger RNA, 4408 nt
Organism: Musa acuminata subsp. malaccensis (wild Malaysian banana)
Lineage: Eukaryota; Viridiplantae; Streptophyta; Magnoliopsida; Zingiberales; Musaceae
Product: probable cellulose synthase A catalytic subunit 5 [UDP-forming]
Biological process (GO): plant-type primary cell wall biogenesis; cellulose biosynthetic process
Cellular component (GO): trans-Golgi network; plasma membrane
Molecular function (GO): cellulose synthase (UDP-forming) activity
Source: RefSeq, a predicted model, not a curated record